Molecule: messenger RNA, 1532 nt
Organism: Linum tenue
Lineage: Eukaryota; Viridiplantae; Streptophyta; Magnoliopsida; Malpighiales; Linaceae
Source: the annotation of a GenBank genome assembly
GCUAUAACUGCCCUCUCCUCCUCCUCCUUAGUCCUCAUCAAUGAAACCCAAAAUCUAAAGCACACUCUGUUGAUCAGAAGAAGCACUCAAAUGAAACCCAAACCAUUUCUUCUCUUACUCCUACUGCUUAACUGCUUGUUCCAUCUAGCAGACUCAAAGCCGCACCUCGUCCCUUCCGACCCGUCCCAGCUGGCAUCAUGGGCCGCCCACAGCAUGAGGUCAUCCUCGCCGUCAUCGCAAGGCACGGACGGCGACCAGCGGCUGUCGGCGGCGGAGAGCGGCCGUCCCAGGGUGAUCAGAGUCGCCAAGAGCGAGCCGUCGGAUUUCGGGACGGUGACGGAGGCCAUCCGCAGCAUCCCGGAGGGGAACACGAGGCGGACGGUGGUUUCGAUCGGCGGAGGGGUGUACUGGGAGAAGAUCACCGUCGGCUCCGGCAAGCCGUUCGUCACCUUGUACGGAGACCCGGCGGACAGGCCGCGCAUCGUUUUCAACGCCACCGCUUCCCAGUACGGCACCGUCUACAGCGCCACCGUGGCGGUCGAGAGCGACUACUUCAUGGCUGUCAACGUCAUCUUUGAGAACGCGGCGCCGAUGCCAGAGAUCAACAGCAAAGGCUCCCAGGCGGUGGCGAUGAGGAUCUCCGGCGACAAGGCCGCGUUCUACAGCUGCGACUUCCUGGGGUUCCAGGACACACUCUGCGACUCCCAGGGCCGGCACCUGUUCAUGGACUCGUACGUCCGCGGCACCGUCGACUUCAUCUUCGGCAACGGCACUUCUCUCUACCUCAACGUCACCAUCGAGUCGGUGGCGGAGGAGACCGGUGUGAUCACGGCGCAGGCGAGGGAGAAAGAAGGCGAGACCAGUGGGUUCUCGUUCCUCCACUGCACCAUCAGAGGCGCCACAAAGGACUACACCACGUAUCUGGGCCGGGCGUGGAGGGAGAGGUCGAGGGUGGUUUUUGCCUACACUUUCAUGCCAGCCGUCAUCAACCCCGCCGGCUGGUACAGCGUCGGCUCCACCCCCAACCCUAACCAGAGCGUGUACUAUGGGGAGUACAAGUGCAAGGGACCAGGUGCGGUUCCGUCGGGGCGGGUUAGCUACGCCAAGUUGCUGACCGACGAGGAAGCGAGCCCGUUCUUGAGCAUGACGUUUAUCAAUGGCCACAAGUGGCUUCUUCCUCCACCUCGACUCACCACCACCUUCUCGACUUCUCCUUAUAACCGAUGACAGUAUAAUAUAUAUGUAUGUAGUAUUACCACAAUAUUGUACGUGGAGCUAGCGAGCUAGCUUGAUGGUGUGUUUGGAUCCUGUUUACUACACCAACUUCGCCGGAAAAACAGGUCCAAGAACUUUCAAAACCUCUUUCUUUAGUGUGUGGUGUGUGAUUCGCCCUGUUCGACGCUAGCUCCGCUCUCUAGCUCGUUGUGUAGAUGUGAAUUGAUUGUGCGGCGGCGGCACGGUCUAAUAACAUCAUCCGGGGAAUUAAUUAGUAUUUUGGUGCUUAUCGGAUUCGCAUCAAUACAAAAUUAGAC